UCGGCGAGUGGUGAAGUUUGGGGAAAGUUUAUUCCGGGGCGGGCUCUCGGGCGGGUGUCACUUCUCCGCCCGUUUCCGCUUGGUUCAGAGGGAAAGUUAGUCGGAGGGUGAGCGCUUGGAGCCCGCCGGCCGGCCGGCGGCAGGAUGAUGAAGCCGGACGGGAAGGUGGUGAUCCUGGGCGAUGUGAACGUGGGUAAGAGCUCGUUGCUGCAGCGUUACACCGAGCGCCGCUUCCAGGACACCCUCAGCACGGUGGGCGCUGCCUUCUACCUCAAGCACUGGGGCAACCACAGUAUCUCCAUCUGGGACACGGCGGGCCGGGAGCAGUUCCACGGGCUGGGCUCCAUGUACUGCAGGGGUGCAGCUGCCGUCAUCCUGACCUAUGACGUGACGAACCGGCAGAGUCUCUGGGAGCUGGAGGACCGCUUCCUGGCGCUCACCGACUCGGCGCUGCCCGGCUGCAUCUUUGCCGUGGCCGGCAACAAGUGGGACCUGACAGAGGAGUGCGCGCAGGCGGAGGGGGAGGCGUGCCCCCGAGCACAGAGGCAGGUGAGGAGGGAGGACGCUAUCCACCUGUACAACCAGCUGCUCAGGUACCGCAUGCUGGAGGAGGGGGCGCUGCCUCCUGCCCACACCAUGUGCUUCGAAACCAGCGCCAAGUCCGGCCACAAUGUGGACCUGCUCUUCGAGACUGUCCUGGAGACGGUGGUGUCUGGAAUGGCAAGCAAACCAAAGGAGCCGUCCCAGACUGUGGACCUGAGGCACAGCGCCAAACCGGAGCAGUCCCGGGCGACCUGCUGCACCUAGAACACCCUGUCCCUGUCCGGCGGUGCGGGGAGACUGCGUGCGGGAUGGUCCCGCACAGAGGACGAGGCCACAGCGUGGUUUCCUUGUGGAACCAAUGGAGUCACACCACUGCGUUCUAGAACAUGGACAUCCCGGGGCAGUGUCCUAGAGCACGUGUGUGUGGUGUUCUGGAACAUGGAUGUCCUGGGGCAGUGCCCUAGAGCACACACACGUGUGUGUGUGUGUGAUGGGGUGUUCUAGAACUUGCGCCACCUAGGCCGGGCUGUUCUCGGGCUCACGGACAGGGACCCAUGUGUUCCAGAUCCCAGGUGGCCCGGGCCGUUGUUCUAGAACACACGUGAGCAGAUGGGCACUGCGUUCUAGAGUGGGCAUCGCAGCCCCGCUCCGGACUAGGAGACCCCUUCCGUCCCCGAACCACUGUAACUGGGAACAUACAUGAUCCAGGCCACUGUGUCUAAAGGACACAUGUCCCCUGGGGCCACUGCCUGCUGGAAUACCAGGCAGGAUGUUGGUGGUUGAUGCACCAAGUGCUGGAUCGCUUGGGAACAUUGUCGCUCUAGACUUCACCCUGUGUUUUGGACCCGGUGGAAGUGAGUCUCCCAUUCAUGGUCCCCUGUAGCCAGCACUGAAUUCCCAGUCACUGGUGUCAGAGGUUCAUGUGACAGGCAACUGCUGCCCCGAGGAUGUUGUGAACACCAACCUGAUUGUGCCACCCUGCUCACGGUGGGGCUGAAACUGCACUGUGCGCAUGAUCAGAUUAUAAUUUAUCAAAACAUCUUGCUUUAAUUUAAUUUUUAAACUGAAUGUAAACACAACUUGUAAUGUGAGGCCAUUAAUGUGAUUAAGUUGUUUCCUAAUUGAUUGCCAACACUUCCCUGAAUAAUAUUUUAAAUGCCACUGUUACCAGACAUGAACUUUAAAUUCACUGUUGAAUUCACCGGUGUCUGACCUUGGUGUGUCAAACAAUACACUACCUGAAAGCGGUUUGUGCGCAUUCCUUCAACAGAGAUAACGUUUUGUGAGGUAACUGGUAUUUACCACAGCUCUCUAUUUCUGCUCUUCUGUCAAUUGUCACAGGGGUUCCCAGUGCAUUUGAAACCAUUCAGCAGUCAGCAGUCUAAGCCAAAUCACCUGGCCCCUUGUUGCCCUGAAUCAGUGCCAGAAACGCUGCUGGAUGUAAUUCAACACUUGCCUUACUGACCAUGGCUUGAAAUAAAAUUCUAAAAUCUUAAACCUGGCAACAGGAACCAUGGUUGACAAGAGACAUAGAAUAUCUUGUCAAGAAGAAGAAAGAAGCUUACCUGAGGUUUAGAAGGCAAGGAUCAGACAGGGCUUUGGAGUUACAAGGUAGCCAGGAGGGAGCUUAAGAAUGGAUUUAGGAGAGCUAGAAGUGGGCAUGAGAGGUCCUUGGUGAGUAGGAUCAAGAAAAACCCCAAGGUGUGGCACUAUUUACAAGUAGAGACGAGUGUUAAAACCACAUUAAAGAGUUACUUCUGGUAAAAUACUUUUUAACCAGAUCCCUGGUGGAUCUGCUCUCCCCUCCUCCACCUAUCACCACCUUGUGCCCAUCCCACCUCCCCUCUUUUGUCCACCUAUCAC
Pristis pectinata (smalltooth sawfish) is the source of this 2406-nucleotide messenger RNA. RefSeq names its product RAB20, member RAS oncogene family (gene rab20). The record is from RefSeq and is a predicted model, not a curated record. The coding region runs from base 145 to 807 and encodes 220 amino acids. Gene Ontology annotation, molecular function: GTPase activity; GTP binding. NCBI's taxonomy places the organism in Eukaryota, Metazoa, Chordata, Chondrichthyes, Rhinopristiformes, Pristidae. Gene Ontology annotation, cellular component: endomembrane system. The transcript is spliced from 2 exons. Gene Ontology annotation, biological process: intracellular protein transport.